UAGUAUGGCGGCGGAAACUUUAAAACGUUUGAAAGAAGUCUGUAAAUACCAAAUAUCUAACGUUAGAGACACUAACAGAUUACGAUUGCCAGUAGAACCCGUUGUGGUUAUUGAUAUUAAUCGCUAUCUGACAGAUCCAACUGAUCCAAACAAUGAAUCUUGCAGGACUACGUCAGAAAAGGCGGAUCCCAGUGUUGAUGUUUAUGACGUGACGCUAGCGGACUCGAACAACAAGAUGAAGGUCCAAUUAGCCUGUCACCUGCACCAUUUCAUUCAACAAGGAAAGAUGGUGGUUGGCAGUUUUUUGGAAGUGUCCCAAUCUGUUGUUGUUUAUGAUGAAAUGAAUUUAGAAGAUGAUGGUGUGCUCGUGUUAUGUGAUGUUAGCAUUGUAGGAUAUGAGCCAGAAAAUGUAGAGGAAAUGAACAAUCUUCCCUGGUAUCCCGAAAACUCUGUUCGACAAACAGAAUGUCGACCACUGACGUCUGCACGUGGAUGUUAUUUAAAUCUGUGGACAAGCUCUGACGUUGUUGUACCUCAAACAACUCUCCCAGAUUCUGAGGAAAUUGAUGAGGAUCAAUUCGGUGAUGUGCAUACUAUCAGUGAGGUCACCAGAAAGUGGAAGAGUGUGCGCGACGUCAAACCAGCACUUCUCGUCAGAGUUUUGAGAAAAUCUAGGCUUCUUCAUUUUGGAAAACCCCACAAAGAUGACAAAUGGCCCUUUCAGCUCCAGCUGCUCGUAGGUGACAGUUCUGGAAUCUGUACUCUCGUCUUCUGGAACAGUCUUGCUGUAAAGUUCCUCACGUGUGUUGAAGAAGGGACGGUGCUCUUUCUGAGAAAUUUCAAUGUUAAGAAAACCUUUCUGCUGAACCCGGGAUGGUAUUACAGUGAUUCCAAUCUGAAAGUGUUUGAUUUCGACCUCAACUUAAACCCCCACCACCCAGUCUCAGAGGUCAGACUUAUAAAGCAUUCUUCCUUGCCCAGAAAAUUUCGGUUUCCAAAUUUGGCAUACAACUUCAUAACAAGAUGUCAGCUGGGGUCUCUGCCAGUUAACUUUGUUUGCGAUGUGACAGGAAUGGUAACCUAUGUGGGCCAUGUGACACGAGAAGCUGUAAAGUCAAGACAGUUCUUUGACAGUGGAGGGUUUUGGCUGUACAGAUGGAUUCAUGUGAUGGACAAUACCAGUGACAGUCCAAUCAUAAUGCAGUUGUACCGAACAAACCAGUGUUCAGUGUUUGAUGACCUCUGUCCUGACCAGCUGCUGCUGUGUAGACACAUGAGAGUGGUUUACGAUGUGGAGACCGUCACAAGUUCCAGACAGCGUCGACACAUCUAUCUCACAAGCACUGCCGUCUCACAGUAUUACACCUAUGACCAUGUCAGGUCCAACAGAGAACACCAGUUUGAGAAGGAAGCACUUGUAAAAGACCUGAGGUCAUGGAGAAAGAGGUUAAAGAUGGACUUGGUCAUUUUCAGGACGGGUGGUUACUAUAGUUACCCUCCCAUGCCACUGGAAAUGCAGAAUAUUCUGAGGUCACCCAUUACAAUCACUCCAAGUGGAGAACAGUGGUGCAAUGCUGUCAAGAAUCUCGCCUUCAGAGAACGCAAGAUCCUUUUUGUGCAGGCCAAACUAGGAGCAGUUUGGAGCAAUAGGAACAGUGAAAGAAUUCAGGUGGCCAAUUUAGAUAUUGAUUCAUCUUUAACCGUUGGAAUGGAUUCAGAAUUAGACAAUGAUGUAGACCUCUGGCCAAAGGAAUUUGAUCCACAGUGUGACCAGAUGGAGAAAGAUUUCCCUCCGUCAUUUGAAAGGGGCGGAGCUUCUGAAAAUGGAUCUCAAACGAACAUGUUGAUGUUGUGGCUUGGUUUAAAUGAACGUAUCCUACUCCAUACAGCCAAGCCACUAAUGUGCAACACAGACAAUGUGACUUUUGUUGACCUUGUGGCGGGCAGAUGUGACAGCAAUACCUUUGAUUCUUCACAGAUUUCUCAGAAAGGGCUUGAAAGAUGUUUGAUGUCUGCAAGAGAUGUACUCAACCAGCGAUUUUUUCUUGUGGUCGAUUUGUACAGAACUAGUGCUUCCAGUGUGAAUAUUGUGUUAAAGAGAGCUUUUUUAUUAUGAAUUUUACCAUACAUCCGACAUAUGGUUAUUGAGAGUGUAUCACACUGACAAAUAUAUCGUGUAAUAAUGAGGUUUCAAAAAGUGAGAUGGUGCAUUUAAAAGAUCCCUUGCUGCCGACUGAAAAAGUAGCUCAUGAAGUGGCAGCAGCAACUUUUCUCUCUGAUGAAUCUCUGUGGUCCUUUCCAUGUUGGAGCCGGAUGUAGCCCAGUGGUAAAGCACUCGCCUGAUGCCCAGUUGGUGUAGUGUUCAUACCAAGACUCGUAUUUAAGAAUUUGUCUCCCACAGCAAGUUUUAAAAGAAUUGCCAUGGGUGAAACGGCCUACCAACAGUAAUUUUGAGCCUGCCUAUGGCAAGAAUUUUAAAAGUAACAUUUGCAGCAAAUAAACAUGACUGAAAGGUUAUUUUGCUGUAUGUAGACAUAUUUGAAACGUGCAACUGCUAAAUAUUGGCAGUUAAUACACCAGGUGUAUACAUUUUGCCUUUGUUGGAGCUUUACCGAUGGCACAAAAAUGCCAUUGGUGACGCUCUCUACCUAUGGCAAUUUAUAUCUCAAUGACGGCAAGUGCCGUCGUUAAGUUCGAGCCCUGUGAUUCCCAUCGGUAGGCUCAUUGGGCUAUUUCUUGUUUUAGCCGGUGCUCCACAGCUGGUUCAACAAAGGCUGUGGAAUGUUCUAUCCUGUUUAUGGGAUGAUGCCUUUAAAAGAUCCUUUGCUGCUCAUCGAACAGAAUAGCCCAUAGAGUGGUGGCAGUGGGUUUAGUCUCUAAUUACCUCUGUGGUCCUUAAUCAUUUUCCGACACCAUAUAACCUUAGUUAACAAUAUGUUGAGUACAUACACCAUUAGUUAACAAUAUGUCGAGUACAUUGUUAUAUAAAACAUUUCUUCUUCCCCCCCCCCCCCCAAUAUUAUUAAAAACACAAUCAUAACAUCAAGUUAGAACUACAUACAUGUAGUUUAUAAGUAUUAUAAGUAUAAGUAUUUAUACUUAUUUCUUUUACCUAGUUCCUAUUGUAAAUGCAUUCAUUUUAUUUAUACAUCACUUAUCAGGAGAAAGUGUUUUUUACACAUUUUUAUUACUCUUGCUAAUUAUCAUCAUGUGUCUCAUUUUGUACAUACAUUGACAUGUUUGUUUUAUAAAUACAUAAAAUUAUUAGUUGUACAUAGGAAUAUAUUUUUGAUACCGUUAACAUUUCAUUUUCAUAUUGAUGUUGAAAUGUAGAGAAUUGUUCACAUUAUCAUCACCUCAUUAUUGUUAAUUGUAUUAAUAACUGAUUACACAAAUAUGCAGUAAAAUCUUGGUUUUCUCCAAAUUAUUUGGACAAACAUAUCUAGUUCCUUUUCUUUAUUAGAAAUUGCAUUUUGAAGUCUAAAAAUAUAAUUUAAUAACAAAACCCCCACUAACUAUACUGAUUUCUGUGUAUUAUCAUGAACACAAGACCCAAGUCACAGAAGUUGAAUUCAACAUUUAUUUUGCCUUUGACACUUUAAAAUAUAAUUAUUAUAAGUAUGAGAUAUGUUCAGUGUAUGUUGUUGAGAAAUUGACACAAACAAACUUGUGUUUUGCAAUGUCACUAGAUAUUGGGAAAAUAACAUUACCGAGAAACUAACUGUGUAAGAAACUAAAAAUAUACUACUUCUGACUUGGUAAAACAUCUGAACAAAGUAUGUCAAACAAAACAAGUUAUUUUAAAGACGGCGUCCAGUCCCCAUAUUAAAAGCUAUAUGCACCAUAGUGUUUUAAAAAACCCAACAAUGUUGACCAUUAUGCAUAAAAUUAUUAAUUAUACAUGCAUAAAUAAUAGAGAUAGAGAUCAUUGCAUAAUUUCUUUUAAAUUUAACAUUCUAGAAUAUAAUAUAUAUAUAUAUAUAUAUAUAUACACAUCUAUUUGUUUUAGUAAUGUAAAAUUCUAGAAUAUAUAUACAUCUAUUUGUUUUAGUAAUGUAAAAUUGUCAACUCCGCAUCUCUAUUAUUUGGCACACACAAUUAUGAGUUGCAUGAUAAAAUAUAUUAUUAACAAGCAUACAAAUUAGGUGUAAAACGCCAAUUUCAAAUGAUGACCUGGGUAUGUGAAAAAUGCAUAUUUACUAUUUUCAAUCUUUUCAUCUUAUCUGCCAAACCAUUUAGGACAUAGAGAAAAAAAUGAUUACUACUUUAAGAUAUCGGCUUUAUCCUGUAACAGAGCAUCACAGCAUUACCUAUUCUUUCUAGUGGCAUUCGACCUGAGCAGGAAAAAAACGAUAUCUUAAGGCAGUAACCGGUUUUAAUCCCCAAGCAACGAGUCAAAGGGAUAUAGUCUUGCCCAUACGUACAUGUUAUAGAAAUUUAUCUAGUCACCCUCUCCUGCAUAGUAAUUGCAGGAUAAAAUCUGAUAUCUACUUAUGUAAUGUACACAACUUACUUUAUAGAAACAAAUCAAUAUUACCCGAUGCUAAACUUCAGCACCUUGUGAAUCGUUGCUUAACAACUCCACAAUUGAAGACAGAAACAAACACGUGGUAGAAAAAGAUAAUAUAUUUACAUUAAAACACUAUGCAUGACUGGAAUGAAAUGAAACAGCUUCCAACAAGUGUACCACACCUAUACACCAUAAAAACAUAUUUACACAACAAACACCAAGAAAUAAAUAAAACAACAGAAUGUUUACAAUACACACUGAUGCAUUCUUAUAUUCAAAACACACAACCAGGAUAUACACUACACAUGUAUUUACAAAUAUACAGAUAAUUUUGGGACCAGUUUUUCAUUUUUAUUUCCAAUUUUUACAAAUAUUUCUUCCAACACAUUUUACUUCAGUUAGCAAUGAAGUAAUUUUUGCUAUACACAAGUAAAUGCAAGUCUGUGUAAUAUAUACACAUAUAUUGUGUUCACUACUUACAAUACAUAUUACUGAUUAAAAACCUGUUCUCAUGAAGUGACAUAUAAUGUGCAGCAUGUUAUUUCACUGCUUGAAAAGUUACUAUUAAUCCACGAUUAGUACAUCUUGUACAUGCCUAGUUUUUAAGUGAUUCACAAAAGAAAAAUCCACUACUAUAACAUAGGCUAUUUCUUUGAGUUAGAAGGAUGUUUUUUCUUUGCUUGAAAUAUUAAUUGAUAUAGACUUUCCUACAAAUAGGUUUUAAUUAAUAUUUUUAUUAGCACCUUGGUGAUACAUAUUUCCUAAGACUGAUAAAACGUUUAAUUUCUGCAUUUUCCCAAAGUCACCAUUCAUGGAAAAAUAUGGAUUAAUCUACUCAUAACAUUCAUCCGAUUACAUAUGAAAUGUUUACCAGUUAGAAAACAGCAGUGAGCACCCACUACCAUUAGUCUGUCAAAGACCAGGGCCCCGUUUUAUGAAGUGAUCUUAAGCACAAAGAUCACCUUAGGUGAUCUUAGCUACCUUAGGCAUUAGACCCUAAAAAGUUUGUAAAAAACAACAACACCCCACUACAAAAACAAAACAAAAAAAUAUGCAAAAGUUAAUAUUUCAAGCAAGAAAAAUCACUAUUAUUCAGGAAUACUGUAACAAA
Molecule: messenger RNA, 5621 nt
Organism: Gigantopelta aegis
Lineage: Eukaryota; Metazoa; Mollusca; Gastropoda; Neomphalida; Peltospiridae
Product: RPA-related protein RADX-like
Exons: 15
Coding region: 5-2116 (703 amino acids)
Biological process (GO): regulation of DNA repair
Cellular component (GO): replication fork
Molecular function (GO): single-stranded DNA binding
Source: RefSeq, a predicted model, not a curated record